AUGGAAUUAGUCGGAGAUCUGAGCACACCAGCAUUUAUUAACGCACUAAAUCGUUUUUUUGAUCGACGAGGAAGAAGUAUUACUGUUUAUACCGACAACGCGACUAACUUUGUUGGAGCAAAUCGCAAAAUGAAGGAAUGGAGCGAUCUAUUUCAUUCGGAACAAAAUAAAAAAAAGGUACAUGACGCGUUAACAGACCUCGGCGUUCAAUGGCGUUUUAUUCCCCCGCGAUCACCACACUUCGGUGGGGUAUGGGAAGCUGCGGUCAAAUCCAUGAAGCAUUUACUACAGAAGACUGUAGGUAACGCUCACUUGCGUUUUGAAGAGCUUAGUACUGUGCUUACGCGCGCCGAAGCUUGCCUAAAUUCCCGACCUAUUACUCCUAUGUCAUCCGACCCAAACGACACAUCCUUUUUGACCCCAGGGGGCCGAUUCUGCUAA
Acyrthosiphon pisum (pea aphid) is the source of this 441-nucleotide messenger RNA. RefSeq lists its product as uncharacterized. The record is from RefSeq and is a predicted model, not a curated record. Gene Ontology annotation, biological process: DNA integration. The coding region runs from base 1 to 441 and encodes 146 amino acids. The transcript has a single exon. Gene Ontology annotation, molecular function: nucleic acid binding. NCBI's taxonomy places the organism in Eukaryota, Metazoa, Arthropoda, Insecta, Hemiptera, Aphididae.